AUGUAUGUUGAGCUGUCUAAGAAGGCACAUGCUAAUAAGUAUGGAAAGUAUGUGAAGAACGACACUAUUGUGAUAGACAACGGGGUGUAUGAAUGCAAAGCAGGAUACAGUGGACAGAGUCCUCAGAUGGUGUUCAUGAAUGUGCUCUAUCGGCAGAAGACGAGUGCAUCAAUAGAAAGUUUUCAAGGUGCAGUGUUAAAGACCAUGUUUGAUGGAGAUGUGCUGAUAAACUUUGAGGUUCUUGAAAGCAUGAUUGAUGAGGUUCUUGCAUAUUUGAAGCCAGAAAGGCUUCAGAAUUUGAUAUUCACUGAGAAGAUAUACAGCCCAACACAUACGGAGCUUGUGAAAUUUCUUUUUGAAGUGUAUGGGUUUGAGAAGAUACAGAUAGGUGUUGAUAGCUACUACUCGUAUCUAUGGAACAUGAGAGGAGAGGAUUGUAUGGUUGUAGAUAUGUCGCACACGGCUGUUACUUGUUUGGUCAUCUAUGGUGGACGAAUAGCAGAUGUUUACAAAAUCAAUUUUGGAGGAUGUGCUGCCGAAGAGUAUCUUUGUAUGCUGAUGUUUAACAAGUUUUUUGAUAACAAGAAGAGUUAUGGAGAACUAGUAAAGUAUCUCAGAUGCAGUAGAGACUAUUGCAGGGAGGCGGUUGAUGUGCUUGAUGAGAUGAAGGAAGGAGAGUAUUCUAGAAGUUACUUUCUGGAUGAAGAGGUCGAGAUUGGGCAUCAAAGGUGCAUGGAUGCAAAGCAAAAAAGAUGUUCAAUGCCAAGCAACCCAGGAUCAGUGCCUGAAAUCAACACAAAUCUACUAAAUACAAUUGAUUCUGAAUUGAACGAUGAAGAGAUAAGGGAAAAGAAGAGACAGAGGAUUCUGUAUCAUUCAGCACUUCAUAGGGUCAAAUCGAGAGCAGAAAAGUGCCUUGAAAAGCUGAAGAUGUGUAUGAGCUUAACAGAAGAGAAGAUAGAAAGGAUGAGUGAUCCCGCUGGAUUCAUUAAUGCAAAGAAAGCUGAGUUUCAAAGACUGAAGAGAGAGCUGGAGUUAAGGGGAAAGACUCGAAGAGACGUAAAGAAUAGAAAAACAUAUGAAUUCCAGGUGAGAUUUAAAGAAGGAUUGCUUACCGAUGAUGAAAAGCUGUUGAUUGCAAAAAUAAAGGAUGCAGAGGACAUGGACCAGGAAGUCAGACUUAUUGAUUCUUUAAGAAUGCUUGCCAGUCAAAUCAAGGAGCUGGAUCCUUAUUUUGAGCCCUUCACGGCAGAUGUGGUAGAUAUCCUGAAUGGAUACUCAAUAGGAAGGAUGUGUGUGAAUAUUGAUUUGAUGAGAAUACCUGAGAUAUUUUUUUUGCCUUCAAUCAUAGGCUUAGAUCAGAUGGGACUUACUGAGAUAAUGGAAAAUGUUAGUAGGAAAUACAACACAAGAAAGGUGCUUCUUACCGGCGGGUUUUCACAGAUAGAAGGAAUUGGAGAUAGGAUACAAAUAGAAAUGUCAAGUGUAUCAGUAGUUGGGGAUGUGCAGGUUAUUAUGGCAGCUGAUCCUGUUAAUGACGCAUUCAAAGGAGCAACGAUGUGCAAUAUGUUUCCUGUGUAUACUAUAGAUCAAUACCACAAUAUGGGUGCUGAGGAGAUGAUAAGAAGUAUGAAUAGCAGCACAGAUUAG
Messenger RNA from Ordospora colligata OC4, 1650 nucleotides. RefSeq lists its product as uncharacterized. The transcript has a single exon. Bases 1 to 1650 code for a protein of 549 amino acids. Gene Ontology annotation, cellular component: Ino80 complex; cytoplasm. Gene Ontology annotation, biological process: regulation of DNA-templated transcription. NCBI's taxonomy places the organism in Eukaryota, Fungi, Microsporidia, Ordosporidae. The record is from RefSeq and is a predicted model, not a curated record.